GAAUUUGCUGAGUAUGACUUCAAGCAUUCAGCUCAACGAUUGGAUGUGCCCUCAAAAUACUUACUUUCCAAGGCCAUAAAAAAGAAAAAUGGAUAUGAUCAAUUGAAGAGGACCAUGGUCUCACGAACCAUUUAUGUUCAAGUGCUCGACUUCUCUAUCACAGAGGAGCAGAUUUACCAAAUGUUUUCAAAAGUUGGAGAGGUUGAAAAAGUUAUAGCAGGGUUGAAUAGUCAAAGUCAGGAACCCUGUGGAUUUUGGUUUAUUAUUUUUGAGAAUCAAGAGGGCGUAUUUCAAGCGAUCAAGUACUUGAACCAAACCAAACUUAUGAAUCAUUUUCUUCAAAUUGAUUUAGAUCUGGGGUUUAAAAGUGGUAGAGAAUUUGGUAGAGGGGUUAAAGGAGGA
This is a messenger RNA of Ascoidea rubescens DSM 1968, 402 nucleotides long. It is a transcript of the gene CBC2, whose product is annotated as nuclear cap-binding protein subunit CBC2. Gene Ontology annotation, cellular component: nuclear cap binding complex. The transcript has a single exon. The annotation marks the transcript as partial. Lineage: Eukaryota; Fungi; Ascomycota; Saccharomycetes; Ascoideales; Ascoideaceae. Gene Ontology annotation, biological process: mRNA cis splicing, via spliceosome. Gene Ontology annotation, molecular function: RNA cap binding. The record is from RefSeq and is a predicted model, not a curated record.